Penicillium manginii is the source of this 1440-nucleotide messenger RNA. Its product is annotated as DNA replication factor Cdt1 C-terminal domain-containing protein. Bases 1 to 1440 code for a protein of 479 amino acids. The transcript has a single exon. The record is from RefSeq and is a predicted model, not a curated record. NCBI's taxonomy places the organism in Eukaryota, Fungi, Ascomycota, Eurotiomycetes, Eurotiales, Aspergillaceae.
AUGCGCACCACCAGAGCGUCCUGCCUUCCUCAGGCCCAGCCAGGAAUCUCAGUCUUUGGCCGGGCAACCAAGGCUGGUGUCACGCCGCAAUUGCCCGCAAAGAAAUCCGCAACCCUCCCAGUCUCCCCGUCCAAGAAACGAAAAUUGCAGGAACUCGAAAACUUCGACACCUCGAACCGACAGCCCGUCAUUGAAGAAGCCGAGACCCCAUCCAAGACUCUGAAACUCAGCCAACUGUCUGUUUCCUCGCCUCGCAGCGGCCACUAUGCUACACCUAAGCGUACCCCGAGCCGCCGCACGCGUACUCCAGCCAAAAUCGCAGAAUCUCCCUCCACACCCAACACCCCUUCCAAGCAACGCACUCUCAACUUCCAAAAAGUCGUCCCCGAGCCCAAACUUGCGCCUCGUGCCAAAUGCAUUAUCGAAUUUAUCGACCUCCACUCAGCCAUGGUUCAGGCCCUUUCUAUCCACUCAGCCCACAAUGGACCAUCAACACCCGCCGAUCUAAGAGAAUUCCUUCCCAGCGUCACCCGGAUUUGGAAGAAGCGCAAGGUUCAGCCUAAAGAUCUUCAGCGUCUGGUCUGGGUCUGGGAGCGCAGCUUGAAAGCCAAGGAUAUCUCCUAUCGUAUUGCCAAUUAUGGUCUUGGAAAAGUCUGCCUUGAGCGUGCCGUUCAGAUCGACGAUCAACCAUCAGCUCUGCAAGAUGCAUUUGAGCAAGCAUUUGAUCUUCUUUGGGAGCAGACCGAAGAUUCUCUGAAAGCGGCUGCUGAAGAAGACCGUCCAGCUCUGUUCCUUGAAACCCUUGGUCUCGCCACCAUCCACGAGUCCCUUGCCCCCUUUUCCGCGUUUCAGAAAGGUCAACAACGCCUGCAAGACUUGAGAGGCGGCAUCAUCCGCAUGAGGACCGAAAUGAUGAGCUCAGAUAUCAAGAACGGCGGUCCAAAGACCUUGGCAGUUAACAACAAUCGCCGACAAGGCCUCCUUGACCGAAUUAGGAAUAAGGAGAUGGUCCAAUCCAAGCUGCCGCCUCCACCAACGAAGAAGGAGCUUAUUCGCAAGUCUGCUGCCGAGCGAGUUGAGGAGGUCGCCGGAAUCCUUGCUCUUCUCCGCCCUGCUGGAUACGUGGGAACUGGUAUCAAAGCAAUGCUCGCCGCUCAGCGCAAACCAUUCAAGCUCGAGACUAUGGUCGAGCACGUGCGCGACUCGGUUCGCAACCCGAUUCCUAAAGAAGAAGUGGAGAUGUGCAUCGAGCUUCUUGCAGAUGCUCGUGUUGCCGGACAUUGGAUCAACAUUGUGACAAUCAAUGAGAUGCGUUCGGUAGUGCUGAAAUCCUGCAAGGACAUUGCGACAAAGGAUAUCGUGAAGAAAGUUUCCCAAUUGGAGGGGGAUGGAGACAAGACUGGCUCUUGCAUCCAAACUUCCAUCCUAAAGAGCAUUUGA